UAUAGCCUCAGUUGUCAGUCCGCCGAGUGGUUAAACGCAUCGCCGUUCGAGUCCCGCUUUGGGAUCGCCCCAUACGCAACCCGUGAAAGUUUGUGGAUACCAGUUUCAGUGGCUUUGUGUACAAUCUAUAUAUGUGAAAUUCAGCGCAAAAUCCCACCCUAAAAUAAAAUCCUCGGACAUCUGGCAGGCUGCCGCUUAGGCGGUUGAUUGCGCAAUGGUUUAUCACCAUCACAACCACGAAAGUCGGAUAAUACACUGCAGAAAACAAUUACUUUCCUGGCGCCGGAGGAGCUUGCUGUUAACCAUUUUUGUGGUGACAGCCACAGCGGUUUCACUGAUUUCACAAGAAGCCGAGGCCCACGAUCAGAAUGCUCCGCCGAUUCUCUAUGUUCGCGAGCGCAAUUGGCGAAUUUCGGAGACCGAGAAAGUCGGUCAGAUAAUAGAUCGAGUGCGGGCAGAGGAUCCGGAUGGCGAUGACCUGAUAUUUGGCAUCGAACCUCGAUUUAGCCUGCCACCGGGAAGUGGUGGAAAAGACGCUAGUUCAACGAAAACGAUACCCUUUCAAAUUGAUCGGGAAACGGGAGUAGUCACUCUCAACGAAAGUUUGGCGGGAAGGGCCGGUGAGAAUUUUCUCAUCUAUAUAACUGUCACCGAUGGCCUUUAUACGGCGAAAAAUGAGGUUUUCAUCAAUAUCUUGGGCGAGCGGGAGAACAGCUCGGGCUACCGACCGCAGACAUCGAUUUCGAACGUGGUGUCGCAGUUUCUGCCGCGUUUCGACCAGCUGCCCGGUGUUCAGUCCAUCCGGAAUGGCCUGCCAAAUAGCCGGCCAGGUGGGGGUGGUGGUCUAUAUCCACCGGUGCCGCAGAACAAUAUAUUCGGUCAGCCGUCAUUCGGUAACUUUUACCCACCGCCACCGCCGAAUAUUGGUGCGAAUGAAAGUGCCGAGGAGGAGGAAGAUGGGGUGACCACCACCACCACCACAACAGCCGUCAGAAGCAGCUCCACCACCACGCCGAAGAGUCGCACCAAACUGACGCCGAUAACUGCCAAUAAUUCGACGAGGGUCGAGCAAAUCCCCACGGAGAAGGAGACUACACCGAGUUAUAACAACAACACCAGCUCCAACAUCAGUCCCAUUUUCUCACUCAAGUCCGGGACAAUUCCGAUUGUGGUCACUGUUGGCGGCUUUUUUGCCGCCAUCGCCGUGCUGCUGGCGUACUUGUGCCGCCGACGGUUGUGUGCCAUCAGCAGGACCCUCAAGAAGUCCAAGGAGAAGGAGGAGCUGGCCAAGAAGUCCAAUCAGAGCCAACUGAGCAGCACGCUGACCGACGACAGCCGCAACUCGAUGGUCAUGCAGCAGUGGCAGGGCCCCGUGGCCUUCGCCAAUCGCUAUGUUCCCUGGGAGCGGGAUCAGCAGCUGGGCAUUGCAACAUCGCAGUUAUCAACAGGUGUCACAAACGGUGGCGAGUCCUCCGGAGUCGGAGUGUCCAGUGGUCCUGGGACAGGUGAGCCGGGAUCUCCUGGCUGCCUGGCAGGUGGAGCCGGAAGUCCUGGUGCAGCGGAAAAUGGUUUUGCCAACGGAGAGGCCAACGGCGACCGCUGGGAAUUCCCCAGGUACCGAUUGAAGUUCUUCAAUAUAUUGGGCGAAGGCGCCUUCGGACAAGUUUGGCGCUGCGAGGCCACCAACAUAAAUGACACCGAAGGCAUUACAACGGUGGCCGUGAAGACACUCAAGGAAAGCGCCACCGAAGUGGAUCGCAAGGACCUCUUAUCCGAAUUGGAGGUAAUGAAAUCUCUGGAACCCCAUAUCAACGUGGUUCGUUUGCUGGGCUGCUGCACGGAUAAAGAUCCCACUUUUGUAAUACUGGAGUACGUGAAUAGGGGAAAAUUGCAAACGUAUUUACGCAGCUCCCGCGCCGAAAGACACUAUGGAAAUACGCACGGAAAGUCAAAUAUUCUGACUUCCUGCGACCUAACAUCCUUCAUGUAUCAAGUAGCCAAGGGCAUGGACUACUUAACAUCUCGAGGGAUUAUUCAUCGGGAUUUGGCUGCUCGCAAUAUUCUUAUAACCGAAGAUCACACAUGCAAAGUGGCUGACUUUGGAUUCGCAAGAGAUGUAAUUACAUCGAAGAUUUACGAAAGGAAGAGCGAGGGCAAGCUGCCAAUAAGAUGGAUGGCAACCGAGUCGCUGUACGACAAUAUAUUCUCCGUUAAAUCGGAUAUCUGGAGCUUCGGCAUACUGAUGUGGGAAAUUGUUACUCUGGGAUCUACGCCUUACCCGGGAAUUUCUGCAGCAGAUGUUAUGCGGAAGGUAAGAGAUGGCUAUCGUUUGGAGAAGCCCGAGCACUGUCGUCGGGAACUAUACAAUAUAAUGUAUUACUGCUGGUCGCACGAUCCCCAAGAGCGUCCUCUGUUCGCGGAAAUAAUCCAGAUGCUGGACAAACUUCUCCACACCGAAAUGGAUUACAUUGAACUGGAGCGCUUUCCCGAUCACAACUAUUAUAAUAUCGUUAGUCUUAGUGGUGAAAAACUGUAGGGCCGCUUUUCUUAUGCACUGAACAUGAACCUGAAACCCCAUCAGCUUUAUUACCUCCAAAAAAGACUAUGGGAUGGCCCACUAAGAUAAUAGAGAGAGAGGUUAUACUGCCAUUACGAAUCACACUGUAUCUUCCUGGAUAUCAGAUAAGUCUAAAUACCAAAUGGUUUAGCAUUCAUGAGAGAAUCGUAUGCAUUAAAUUAAAAAGGCAAUUGUAAUUCCUCUUAAAUUGUAAGAUAAUUGCACCGUUCACGUUUUAUUUAUUUGAUUUGUAUUAUGUACUUUAAUUUAUCAACCGUGUAUAGAGUUAUGAAUGUAAUUUAUAUUAUUGUUAAACUAAAAAUAAAACUCAAAAUAAAUACCCAAAAAUUUGGAAA
Drosophila takahashii is the source of this 2913-nucleotide messenger RNA. RefSeq names its product tyrosine kinase receptor Cad96Ca (gene Cad96Ca). Gene Ontology annotation, biological process: homophilic cell-cell adhesion; cell surface receptor protein tyrosine kinase signaling pathway; protein phosphorylation. NCBI's taxonomy places the organism in Eukaryota, Metazoa, Arthropoda, Insecta, Diptera, Drosophilidae. Gene Ontology annotation, molecular function: transmembrane receptor protein tyrosine kinase activity; ATP binding; calcium ion binding. Gene Ontology annotation, cellular component: signaling receptor complex; plasma membrane. The record is from RefSeq and is a predicted model, not a curated record.